This is a messenger RNA of Symbiodinium sp. CCMP2456, 345 nucleotides long. Lineage: Eukaryota; Dinophyceae; Suessiales; Symbiodiniaceae. The record is from the annotation of a GenBank genome assembly.
AUGGCCGUCCCACUUCUCAUGCCCUCUCGCGAUUGGGCGCUGCGGCUAGUUUUCGACGCCGAGGGCAACCUGGGCGCAACGACCCCGAUCUACUGGGACGUGAGCCCCGGCUGCGAUCUUGAGCUGGGAUGCGAUGCGUUGGUGAGGCAUCCGCAUCCUCCGUUUGCCUUCGCGGCGUUGGACUCGCGAAGGUACUGGUACCAGUACACCUCGUUCUCGCAGUUCCCACACAUCCAUCGCUUUGACAGCAUACCUGACCUUCUGCAGCAGCUGCUGGCACUGGACAUGGCCGCCACCAGCGCAUCGAUGAAGGCAUUCAACGACGAGAGCUUCGUUCGCAGUGUG